Vigna angularis (adzuki bean) is the source of this 1610-nucleotide messenger RNA. RefSeq names its product ethylene-responsive transcription factor ERF061. Lineage: Eukaryota; Viridiplantae; Streptophyta; Magnoliopsida; Fabales; Fabaceae. Gene Ontology annotation, biological process: regulation of DNA-templated transcription. The coding region runs from base 390 to 1379 and encodes 329 amino acids. The record is from RefSeq and is a predicted model, not a curated record. Gene Ontology annotation, molecular function: DNA binding; DNA-binding transcription factor activity. The transcript has a single exon.
UCACGUUGUGUGAACGGGGAUUGGUUUGAAAAAAUCUGUAGGAAAGUGCUUCCUGUUUCUAUAAAUAAUCCCUGCCCAAUGCUAAUUACCAACACUCCCACCAUAGCAUACUGUUCCAAACCCCACCGCAACCCAUUGUCUAUAUUAAUUAUCAUCUUCGUCUUCCUCUUCUCCCACUCCUCUCUUCUCCUCAUAAACUGUAGCCAUAGAACUUGCAGACACUAUUUUUUCUUUCCUUCUACAGUUAGGAAGAGGGACCAGUUUUUUUCCAGUGACCUUCUUCGUAUAUAUUUUCCUUUUUUUUUUUCACAUCGGUUGCAUAACCCUCCUCUUUUGGCUUGCCAGUCUUCCGGUAAAACGACGCUGGAGAUUAAGGUUUGGCCAAAACCAUGGACGGAAUGCAAGAAAGAAACUCACAGCUUGGAACUGAUAUUGGGUCCUCCUUAUCAAAGCUAAUAUUAACCAGUGGCUCAAAUACCCUGGACUCAAUCUUCUCAGAUUGUCCCCCAACAAACGCCGCCAGUAGCAACUCCGUGUUGGACUAUUUAGAACCCUUUGGAUCUUCCGGGUUUGAGCCUUUGGGCUCUUCCGUCUACCUUCGCCAGAGGGACAUCCUCCAAAAGUUCUACCAAGAAAGCCGGGGGAACGGGAACGGGAACGGGAACGGCAACGGAUCUCUUCUUCCCACUUCCUUGGCAAACCCGUCUAUAAAUUCUCUUUACACUGCUUCGUUGACUUCUUCUUUGACCAACCCUUCCAAGAAAAAGCUCUACAGGGGAGUGAGACAGAGACACUGGGGCAAAUGGGUCGCCGAAAUUAGACUUCCCCAGAACAGGAUGAGAGUGUGGUUGGGCACCUACGACACCGCCGAAGCAGCCGCCUACGCCUACGACCGCGCCGCGUAUAAGCUACGUGGAGAGUACGCGCGUUUGAAUUUCCCCAAUUUGAAGGACCCGACCAAGCUGGGGUUCGGAGAUUCCGCCAGAUUGAACGCCUUGAAGAGCUCCGUCGACGCCAAAAUCCAGGCCAUAUGUCAGAAGGUGAAAAGGGAGAGAGCCAAAAAGAUCGCCGCCAAGAAGCUCAGUUCUGCCACCGCUCACGCAACCCGCAAGGAGAGCGAGAAGAUCAAUUCCUCCGCUUCCUCGUCGUCGUCGUCGCUGCCGCUGUCGCCGCCGUCGAUUUUUUGCGAUAAUUGGGCGAACGAGUUGUUUUCGCCGAGCGUUUCGGAGGAUGGGAUUUGGAAGGGGGAGAACUCGCCGACCACGGUUUCGACGGAGUGUCAAAUGAUGGUAACAGACGAGACGGAGUUCGAAGGUUGUUCUCUGGCGAGGUUGCCUUCUUUCGAUCCCGAGUUGAUUUGGGAAGUUCUGGCCGUUUGAUAGAAUGUUUCUUAGGUGAUGUGCAUAAUAUGAAAACGAAAAUAUCAGUGUUGUGUGGUUUUGUUUUGGUUUUUGUGUGGUGAGAGAGCGGUUUCUUAGCAUUUUGAGUGGAAUUGCUAUGGCUGCCGUUUGGGCCUUGGUUUUUUGCUCAAAGGCUCGCUUGAGGAGUUUUCCUUUUGCAGUUGUUGUGAUACAGAUCUCCCUGCAUUAUAAAUUUUCCUAUCACUGCAA